UAUCAAUCUUUUUCUUCUCUCCUCCCUUCGACUUGAGUUACCAAGUUAUUUUUUUCUUCUCUCUUUCUUUUGUCAUAGUUAUCAUAUUUAUGAGUGUAAUUCUUGAACGAUUUUCAUUUUUAAGAGGGAAACAUUUUAAAGGGCGAUAUGAUUGUGACUAAACCUACUAAUCUCUUCAAUGAUAAUUUUUAAAAAAAAAAUUCGAAUUCCAAAAAACUACAAUAUUUACCCUCGCAUAAGCAAACAUUCAUUUAAAAUUUUAUUGUUGUUUUCCCUGUUUCUUUCUAAUCUUUUUGCCGUAUGAUUCUCCUUUCCUCACCAAAAAUCUUCUUCUAACCUUAGUUUUAUCAAUUAAAAAAUGUACUUAUACAUAUGAAAUAAUCACAAUUUUGACAUUGAAUCGAAUUAAGUAUAUACUCAAUUGAAUGAUCUUAUUUUCAAACGUGAUUAACUAAAUGUCGGAUGGAUGUGAAAAAGUAGAUGUUCGUGUAUCUUUAAUAUUAUUUUUUUGUUUAUUUUUUGCUAGGAAAAAAGUAAGCAGUUUGCAGCUAUAAACUGAAUCCUUCCACAGUCUACAGUCUACAGUCACACCUUUGUCUCUUUUUUUCUUCUCUCUCGAUUUAUGUGCAAUAUAUCCAUGAUACCAACUUAUCGUUAUUCUGCAUCUUCUCCUCCCAUGCCUUUUUUUGAUCUAAAUAAUGAAGAUCACAAUCACCAUCUCUUCACUACUAAUCAGCAAGCAACUUCUUCAUCUUCUUCUCUAUCAUAUUCUAUACUCUUCAACCAAAAUCAAGAUCAAACAAAUUCUUAUUCUUGGGAAUCAAACCACAUACUAAGUGAUGGUGUAGAGGUUAAGAAUUUUGUACCUUCUAGUGAAUCAUGGGAUCAUCAAGAAGUGGAAAAGGAUGCAAAAGAUUGGAAGAAAGAAGAAGAUAAUGAAAAUUUUAGGGAUGAGGGGAGAAUUUCAAUGAAGUGGAUGCCAUCAAAGAAGAGAAUGAUUAAGAGGAUGAUGGAAGAUCAAAGGGCUUCUGAGCAAGAAUUUGAGAAACAAAUCAAGCAAUUAUCACCAAAUCUAGUAGGAACUGAGGAUAGUAGCAACAACAAUUUUUCAAACAACAGCACUGUUAGGGUUUGUACUGAUUGCCACACAACUAAGACCCCUCUCUGGAGAAGUGGACCAACUGGUCCCAAGUCACUUUGCAAUGCCUGUGGGAUUCGACAAAGAAAAGCGAGACGCGCCCUUGCAGCAGCUGCAAAUGGUGAGACUCUUGUGGUGGCAGAGAAACCAUAUGUGAAGGGAAAGAAGUUGCAAAUCAAAAGGAAAAGGUCAAAAACUGAUCAAUGUGCACAACUAUUGAAAAGGAAGGGUAAAAGUGAAAACAAGUGUAAUAAUUUUGAAGAUUUGAUAACAAGUUGGAGCAACAACUUGGCUUCCCAUCAAGUUUUCCCUCAAGAUGUGAAGGAGGCUGCUAUUCUACUCAUGGCUUUAUCUUCUGGCUUACUUAAUGGAUGUUCUUCUGAUGAAUGCUAAGAUUUUUGAGAUGAUUAAGUUUAUAUUAGAAGACUUUGUUUUGUUAAAACAUAAUUUGUAUGAGAUCAAUGUUUGGGGAGAGAGGGUACUUAAAAUAAAGUUCGUUAGGGAAAAUUGAUAAUAGUGACAAUAAUGUAUUAGAUGGGUACAUGUGUGGUUUUAUUAAUUUUGUUGGAUUUGAGCAUGUAGACAAAACACAAAACGUGAGUCUAUCUUGUUCAUAUAUGAUCGUACAAUCCUAGAAUAGACAUUCAAUAAAAUUAUUACAAGGGGUUUUAUUAUGUAAAAGUAAACUUUCUCAGUAAUAUAAUUUUGUGUCCUUAUUACAUAUAGAUGCAUGGUUGG
Molecule: messenger RNA, 1876 nt
Organism: Medicago truncatula (barrel medic)
Lineage: Eukaryota; Viridiplantae; Streptophyta; Magnoliopsida; Fabales; Fabaceae
Product: putative GATA transcription factor 22
Exons: 3
Coding region: 623-1531 (302 amino acids)
Biological process (GO): regulation of DNA-templated transcription
Molecular function (GO): zinc ion binding; sequence-specific DNA binding
Source: RefSeq, a predicted model, not a curated record